AUGGGUUUCGACGCGGUUUCUUUCAUGAAGGAUUUGAUGGCCGGUGGGACUGCUGCAGCUAUCUCCAAGACUGCAGUAGCACCAAUUGAACGUGUUAAACUCCUGCUCCAAGUUCAGGCUGCUUCUACCCAGAUUGCAGCUGACAAGCAGUACAAGGGCAUCGUUGACUGCUUCUCUCGUGUAACCAAAGAACAAGGAUUCAACUCAUUGUGGCGUGGCAAUCUAGCCAAUGUCAUCCGCUACUUUCCAACUCAAGCUCUCAACUUUGCAUUCAAGGACAAGUACAAGCAGAUCUUUCUGAGUGGUGUCGACAAGAAUAAACAGUUCCCUCGCUACUUUGCUGGCAACCUUGCCUCUGGUGGCGCUGCUGGUGCAACCUCCUUAUGCUUUGUGUAUCCCUUGGACUUCGCCAGGACUCGCUUGGCCGCUGAUGUCGGAAAAGCUGGUGGUGGUCGUGAGUUCAAGGGACUGGGAGAUUGCCUGACCAAGAUAGCCAAGUCCGAUGGGAUCAAAGGACUGUACCGUGGCUUUGGUGUGUCUGUGCAGGGUAUCAUUAUCUACCGAGCUGCCUACUUCGGCACUUACGACACUCUGAAGUCACUGGUUCCAACCGAGUACAACAACUUCUUUGUUAGCUGGAUGAUCGCCCAGGCUGUUACCACUGGGUCUGGGGUUGUCAGCUACCCCUUUGACACCGUUCGUCGUCGUAUGAUGAUGCAAUCUGGACGCAAAGACAUCCUGUACAAGGGAACCUUGGAUUGCUGGAGUAAGAUCUUUAAGCAGGAGGGACCGUCAGCCUUCUUCAAGGGGGCUUUGUCCAAUGUUCUCCGCGGUACAGGAGGCGCUUUGGUACUCGUCUUGUACGAUGAAAUCAAGAAACUUCUGUAGAUGUCUUCCGUUUGUACAAUACUCAAUUUCAGUUGAAAACUCCACACAUAAAUUUCUGAUAAUGUUCGAAUUCAGUCCCUUGGAAUACUGCAUACUUUAUUUCUCACCUUAGUUUACAAUUCGCAAAAGAAAAUUCGCAAAUUAGAAAAACCAAUUCUGGCUCACCCAACUUGAGCUAGCGUUAUUUAUUUUUAAGAUUUUGACAAGUUUAAAAUGUGUUCAACUUAAAUAAUAAUGUGUACAAUUAACAAUUGAAUAAUAUGCCUAACUAUAUCUAUG
Molecule: messenger RNA, 1167 nt
Organism: Asterias rubens (European starfish)
Lineage: Eukaryota; Metazoa; Echinodermata; Asteroidea; Forcipulatida; Asteriidae
Product: ADP/ATP translocase 1-like
Exons: 2
Coding region: 1-888 (295 amino acids)
Biological process (GO): mitochondrial ATP transmembrane transport; mitochondrial ADP transmembrane transport
Cellular component (GO): mitochondrial inner membrane
Molecular function (GO): ATP:ADP antiporter activity
Source: RefSeq, a predicted model, not a curated record